UACAUAUAUACAAAUUAUAUAUGAUAUUCAUUAUUAAAAAAUAUCAGUCAUGAAUGAUCCAGAAUUGUGUCAUAAAACUCCUAAUUACAUACUUCUUAUCAAGAUUCGAUUUAAAUUAACUCUACAGGAAUAUCAAAAUGAUGAUAACUUAAAAACUGAAUUCCUCGAUAUAAUAAAACGCGGAAAUAUGACUCGUUAUUAUGAAGAUGUUUGCAAAGAAUUCAAUUGGAAAAUUGAUGAAGAUCUUAUCAACGCAAUGAAACAUAAAAAUGAGGUUACAUGGAAUGAAUUAGAAUCUUCUGAUAAUUCUACUCUUGAGGACACUGAAAAAAAGAAUUGGAGAAAAAAAUUUGAAUUUUUUUGCGAGAUUGGUGAUCUCGAUCGUGCUACAAAUAUCGCCACCUCAAUUUUGAAAGAUGAAAAUAAUUCAUCCAGCAUUAGAAUUGAAGCUGCUUUUGGCUUAUUUAGAAUAACGUAUAUAAGAAAUAAUAUUCGUUCGAUGGGAAAGAUAAUUGCCGAGAUAACGGAUCUGAUGGAAGGAUGUCAUGCAUCGGGUAGUAAUUGGUGUUGUCGUAAUAAAUUGAAAGUAUACGAAGCUGUUCAUUAUCUUGCAACACGAAGCUUUUCCCGUGCUGCAACACUUUUAUUGGAUUGUAUACCUACUUUUGAAUCUUAUGAAUUAUUACCAUUUAAAGAAGUAGUAGAAUACACAUUAUUAUCUGGAAUAAUUUCUUUAUCCCGAUCAGAACUUGAUACACAAUUUAACGACAACGGACUUUUACAACAAACAUUACUUACAGAAGCACCUAAAUAUAGAGAAUUUUUUUAUUCCUUUUAUGAUUGUCAUUACAAAGAGUUCUUCGAAAAUCUCGCCUGGAUAGAGUAUGAACUUAAGAUAAAUCCUUUGUUCCAUUUCCAUUAUCGUUAUUACGUAAGAGAGAUGCGUUUGAAAGCAUACUCUCAGCUUUUACAAGCAUAUAGGACAAUUAAUUUAAGUAGAAUGGCAACAGAAUUUGGUGUGACAGAAGAGUUUAUAGAACAGGAAAUAGCACGUUUCAUUGCGAAUGGUAAAUUACAUUGUAAAAUCGAUAAAGUGGCUAAAAUGAUCGUUACUGUUAGUGCCGCUAGUUGCAAUAGAGGAAAAGCACCUGACGCUUCAUGCGAUCAAGAGCUGGUUUAUCAAAAUAUAAUAAAAAGAGAAUUAUUAAUAAAGAUUAUGGCUUAUCGAAUUCUCUCAAAAUAUCCACGAUCUAUUUAUAAAGGAACCAAAGAAGUUAAACAACAUUUCGAUUAUUUACUUGUAUUAGAUUUCGAAUGCACUUGCAAAAAAUAUGAAAAAAUCGAACCGCAAGAAAUUAUCGAAUUGCCCUGUGCAGCAGUGUGUACAAAAACUUGGAAAAUAGUGAAUAUGUUUCAUGAAUAUAUUAAACCAAAAGUUCAUACUCAACUUACUCCAUUUUGUACUCAACUUACUGGAAUUAUACAAGAUAUGGUAGAUAAACAGCCCCAUUUUUCAGAAGUCUUUACGAAAUUUUGUAAUUGGUUAGAGGAACACAAUUAUUUCAAAAAUGGAAACGAUAGUGCAUUUGUUACAUGUGGCGAUUGGGAUUUAAAAUUUAUGUUACCAGCUCAAUGUAAAUUAGAAAACAUACCAUAUCCAGAACAAUUUAUGAAAUGGAUAAACUUGAAAGGUACUUUUUGUGAUGCAACAGACUAUUAUCCACAAAGUUUGUUAGAUAUGCUUUCAUAUUUUAAACUUCCUAUAAAAGGAAAAUUACAUUCUGGCAUAAAUGAUGUACAAAAUAUGGUUCAGAUAAUACAAAAUCUUCAUUCACGAUAUGAUGUACAAUUUAAGAUAAAUAAUGCACAUUUUGAUGUCAUAAAACAAUAUAUAAAUAAAGAAAUUGAUUGAAAAUUAAUUUAUUGAUAAUAAAAAUAUUGCUUGUAUAAAAAUUCAAAACUGAAUAGCAUGUUUGUAUAAUAAAUAUUUCAAUAAAAAAUUAAUUUUAAAACAU
Messenger RNA from Apis florea (little honeybee), 2015 nucleotides. Its product is annotated as 26S proteasome non-ATPase regulatory subunit 6. Gene Ontology annotation, molecular function: 3'-5'-RNA exonuclease activity; nucleic acid binding. Gene Ontology annotation, biological process: proteasome-mediated ubiquitin-dependent protein catabolic process. Gene Ontology annotation, cellular component: proteasome regulatory particle. The record is from RefSeq and is a predicted model, not a curated record. NCBI's taxonomy places the organism in Eukaryota, Metazoa, Arthropoda, Insecta, Hymenoptera, Apidae.